CGCCACGCCCGCCUCAGGCUGAGGGCCAGUCACUCGCGGGCCGGCGUCCCGCAGCCCAUUCGCGCCCCGCCCCUGCCCCGCAGCUGGACGAGUAACGGUUACGAAGCACUUUCUCUGCCGCGAUUUCUGCUUAGUCAUUGUCUUCCAGGAAACAGCUCCCUCAAUUUACCGUCAGCUCUCUCUCAGCGGCCGCAGUAACCUGAGUCACAGCCGCAGCCACCGGUGCCUUCCUCUCCAGCCGCCGCCGUUUGGCCUCCUUCGGGCCCGAUCGCAGGCCGGGCUCCAGCCGCGCGGCACCGGCAGCCUCGCGCUCCCUCUCGGGCCUCCCUCGGGCCUCUGGCCCCGCGUCCCGUGGGGCGGCCGCCUGCCUGCCCGCCCGCAGCCCCGUCGCCGCUCGCCCCUGGCAGCCGCUGCUAUGGGCACCGACAGCCGCGCGGCCAAGGCGCUCCUGGCGCGGGCCCGCACCCUGCACCUGCAGACAGGGAACCUGCUGAACUGGGGCCGCCUGCGGAAGAAGUGUCCGUCCACGCACAGCGAGGAGCUUCGUGACUGUAUCCAAAAAACCUUGAAUGAGUGGAGUUCCCAAAUCAACCCAGAUUUGGUCAGGGAGUUUCCAGAUGUCUUGGAAUGCACUGUAUCUCAUGCCGUAGAAAAGAUAAAUCCUGAUGAAAGAGAAGAAAUGAAAGUUUCUGCAAAACUGUUCAUUGUAGGAUCAAACUCUUCAUCAUCAACUAGAAGUGCAGUUGACAUGGCCUGUUCGGUCCUUGGAGUUGCACAGCUGGAUUCUGUGAUCAUUGCUUCACCUCCUAUUGAAGAUGGAGUUAAUCUUUCCUUGGAGCAUUUACAGCCUUACUGGGAGGAAUUAGAAAACUUAGUUCAGAGCAAAAAGAUUGUUGCCAUAGGUACCUCUGAUCUAGACAAAACGCAGUUGGAACAGCUGUAUCAGUGGGCACAGGUAAAACCAAAUAGUAACCAAGUUAAUCUUGCUUCCUGCUGUGUGAUGCCACCAGAUUUGACUGCAUUUGCUAAACAAUUUGACAUACAGCUCUUGACUCACAAUGAUCCAAAAGAACUGCUUUCUGAAGCAAGUUUCCAAGAAGCUCUUCAGGAAAGCAUUCCUGACAUCCAAGCACAGGAGUGGGUGCCACUGUGGCUACUGCGAUAUUCAGUCAUUGUGAAAAGUAGAGGAAUUAUCAAAUCAAAAGGCUACAUUUUACAAGCUAAAAGAAGGGGUUCGUAACUGACUCAGGAGCAUAACUUACUGACCUGUAAUUUCCUUGAAUAUAAGAUAAAAUUGAGAUGUGUAAAAAUCUGGUUAUUGCCUGUAAAUGGUGUCACUGAGGCAGAUAUUUUUUGUCAUAUUUGACAGUAUGUUGUCUAUCAAGUUUUGAAUACUUCUUUUGCCUCCCUAUCAAUCCAUUCUCAUGAACCACUAUAUUGGUUUCCUUAAACUAUUGUUUUCUAAUUGAAAUUGUCUAUAAAGAAAAUAUUUGCAAUAUAUUUUUCCUUUAUUUUUAUGACUAAUAUAAAUCAAGAAAAUUUGUUGCUAGAUAUAUUUUGGCCUAAUUAUCAGGGUAAUGUAUAUACAUAUUUUUUAUUUCAAAAAAAUUCAUUAAUUGCUUCUUAAAUCUUAUUAUAAGCAAUGUAAUUACAAUUGUUAAAACUGAAAUACUGGAAGAAGAUACUUUUCCUGUUAUUGAUAAGCUGUAUCUCAGAGUAACUGGAGUAGCUGGGAUUUACUAGUAGUGUAAAUAAAAUUCACUUUUCAAUACAUGAA
Molecule: messenger RNA, 1777 nt
Organism: Callithrix jacchus (white-tufted-ear marmoset)
Lineage: Eukaryota; Metazoa; Chordata; Mammalia; Primates; Cebidae
Gene: GCLM
Product: glutamate-cysteine ligase modifier subunit
Biological process (GO): glutathione biosynthetic process
Cellular component (GO): glutamate-cysteine ligase complex
Molecular function (GO): enzyme regulator activity; glutamate-cysteine ligase catalytic subunit binding
Source: RefSeq, a predicted model, not a curated record